AUGUGUGUCGUUUUCGUGACAACCUACGUCUGCGGCGACGUCGACCAAAAGAGGGUACCAUGCAGGGAUCAGUACUCGCCUAGCCACCAAAUCCGCUACAGGCCUUCGACCGUCCCCGAUGUUUGCAACAAGUCAAACUGUAGCAACCCUUCCGCCCAAGCCGCGAGCUACGUUGCGAGCUACUACGGCAAGCACGAUGGCCUUGAUAGGAAGCCGCGAUUAUAG
Parascedosporium putredinis is the source of this 225-nucleotide messenger RNA. The record is from the annotation of a GenBank genome assembly. Lineage: Eukaryota; Fungi; Ascomycota; Sordariomycetes; Microascales; Microascaceae.